Messenger RNA from Brassicogethes aeneus, 1005 nucleotides. Lineage: Eukaryota; Metazoa; Arthropoda; Insecta; Coleoptera; Nitidulidae. The record is from the annotation of a GenBank genome assembly.
GACGAAAAUAACUAGGCCAAUGUCAUUGUCAUCGCGUUUCCCUUUUGCUGGUGUUUCCGAGCGGAAAAUGCGCAUGUUCUUCGGCUGGAAAUCGAUGAUACGCCAACCUUGGAAAAUCUGGGGUUUUCCGGGUAACAAUUAAUUAGCGCCUGGGCCUGUGUCAAGGAUUUUUUAAAUACAUUUUUUUAAUUGGACUAAAUUUAAAAGAAAUGUAAUUAUAAUAACAUUAUGAAACAAAUUGUAAAAAUGAUAGUGAAAAGGGGUGCCUUAAUAGUCGUUGAGGGUGUAGAUAGGUCUGGAAAGUCCACACAAUGCAAAAAAUUGGUGGAAACGUUAAAAGAAAAAGGAUUAAAUGUAAAAGGUUUUAAUUUUCCUGAUAGAACCACUGCAAUAGGAAAGGUAAUUGAUGAGUACUUAAAGGAAAGCACUUCGUUGAGUGAUGAGGUUAUACACUUACUGUUCACUGCCAAUCGAUGGGAAAAAAUGCAUGAAAUAAAGAAGAGUCUUACGGAAGGCACAACAUGGAUUAUUGACAGAUAUACCUACUCAGGAAUUGUUUUUUCUUCCAUUAAAAAAAAUAUGAGUCUCGAAUGGUGUAAAAUGCCAGAAUCAGGUUUGCCCAAACCAGAUCUUACUUUUUUGCUAAUGGUUGAUGAUGAAGCUUUAUCUCAAAGGCCUGGAUUUGGAAAUGAGAGGUAUGAAAAAAGUGAAAUACAGAAAAAGGUAAAGGAAAUGUUCAGUGAUAUGUGUACCAAAGAAGACACCUGGAAAUUGGUUGAUGCCAACAAACCCAUCAAAGACGUCCAUGAUAGCAUGUUGCAAGAUAUCUUGAAAGUAAUUGAGGGUGUAAAGAAUCGGGAUUUGCAAUAUUUUGAUUUUAUUAAUAACAGGGAAUCUCAAUGACCAUUGUAUUUAAGUUUUAGGUUUAUUUUAAAAUGUGUAAUAUACAAGAAAACAAUAUAAUUUAUACUAAAUUAUCUUCUGUAUUUUCUGGCGAUUCCUCUU